UUUGGAGGAGUACCCUACCAGGCGUAUUACCAACGAGCUCUCUCGGUCAAGUCACCCGACCACGCGCGCUACAUCUCUAUAGUUGCAGCUUUCGGAUGCGCAAUUAUUAGCAUCCCAGCAUACAUCUUGGGUGCCGUGGGCGCCAGUACAAACUGGACGUUGACAGACAUUAAUCUGAAUAAAACAGACCCAUAUGAGACACCCGGGAUCGUCCUCCCCGCUGUCAUCCAGUUCCUCACCCCGCCCUUUAUUGCUUUCCUCGGCCUGGAGGCCAUCGCAGCAGCAGUAAUGUCAUCCACCGACUCGUCCAUUCUCGCCUCGAGCUCGAUGUUCGUGAGGAACAUCUACAAGAACAUCUUCCGAACAUCGGCCUCUGAGAGAGAAAUGAUCUGGGUACUCCGGCUUGCGGUGAUUGUUGUUGCCGCUAUAGCUACCGUCAUGGCGUUGACUGUCGACUCCAUCUACGUCCUCGUCAUUCGUUGUGGAGAUUUCGUCUACGUCGUGCUCUUUCCGCAGUUAGUCUGCGUUAUCCACGUCGAGAAGUCCAACACCUACGGCUCAGCCGUGGCGUUCGUCCUCGGGCUUGCGCUCCGACUGGCAGGCGGCGAGCCCGCCCUCAAGCUUCCCGUCCUGUUACGUUACCCGUACUACGACGAGGAGCUCGGUCAGUUGUUUCCUUUCCGCACCCUGGCUGCCAUCGUGGCUUUCGUGUCGCUUGUCGUUGUCUCGUACAUCACCGACAUCGUCUUUAAGAAGGGUUAUCUUCCUAAGAAGUACGACGUCUUCAAGUGCGUGGUUAAUACUGAUGUCAAGCCGAGUAAGGAUGUCAUGGUCAAAAGCAUAUCCGGUGACAUGGAAGACAAGUCUGUAGAUGGUGUCAGCAUGACCGCCAUAUAGGUAUGGACAGGUCGAACUCACGAUGCAAGAUUCAACAUUCACUCAUUAUUCACUCAUUAUAAAAACGCGAUGGCAACUUCUUUCG
Molecule: messenger RNA, 982 nt
Organism: Strongylocentrotus purpuratus (purple sea urchin)
Lineage: Eukaryota; Metazoa; Echinodermata; Echinoidea; Camarodonta; Strongylocentrotidae
Product: high-affinity choline transporter 1-like
Exons: 3
Biological process (GO): choline transport; transmembrane transport; acetylcholine biosynthetic process
Cellular component (GO): plasma membrane
Molecular function (GO): choline:sodium symporter activity
Source: RefSeq, a predicted model, not a curated record